Messenger RNA from Salvelinus namaycush (lake trout), 881 nucleotides. Its product is annotated as ubiquitin-conjugating enzyme E2 J2-like. The transcript has 2 exons. NCBI's taxonomy places the organism in Eukaryota, Metazoa, Chordata, Actinopteri, Salmoniformes, Salmonidae. The record is from RefSeq and is a predicted model, not a curated record. The coding region runs from base 29 to 448 and encodes 139 amino acids.
GCUGUUAGUCAUGUAAUAGUUAGGAUGAAUGGCUGUUGCUUCUUUGGCUAUUUCUUGUUUUGUUUAUUUCCUCCAGAAAAGACAGCUGUCGGCCCAGAGCUUGACCUUUAACCUGAAGGACAAGGUGUUCUGUGAACUGUUUCCUCAUGCAGUCGAUGAGAUCAAGCAGAAGCAGAAGGCCCAGGAGGAGUUGAGCACCCGCCCCCAGCCCCUCCCCCUCCCAGACGUAGUUCCCGACGGCGACUUUCACCACGGCAACUACGGAAUCCCCGCCCUCAACGGAGGCCAUGCCCCCUUGGGCCCUGCUAUGCUCGCCCCCGGCCUACAGCAGCCCAAUCGGAAUCACGGACUUCUUGGCGGGGCCUUGGCCAACCUGUUUGUGAUUGUGGGGUUCGCUGCGUUUGCCUACACGGUGAAGUACGUGCUGCGGAGCAUCUCCCAGGAGUGAGAGAGGAGAGAGGGCUGAAGAAAAGGGGACUGUUGACCCUCGGCCCAGUUACAGGACUAUUAGAGGAUUUAAACAUGCGGGGGGGGGGAGCACCCACCUGGAGAGGAGGUGGGGGUAUGGGGGGAAUGAAUGGAACGGGGUUGGUAGUUGAUCUUCUCUGUGCUUAUGACCCAUUACCAGGUGGAAGUGCUUGGCUCAUGGGUUGUAUAGGGAACCAUAGAAAUGUAAGUUAAGGUAGAUUGGUGAUUCUCUGUGAAAAGCAACGUUAUAUUGUAUAGCAAUGUGGCUUGGCAGCCAUGUUGACCAUAGGCUUAAUUCAUUGUCCUUCUCCACAUAAUUACUCUGAAUCCGCCGUGUUGUCUGUGUGCUAGAUCAAUUCUAUCUGUUGUGCCGCCAUGUUGGUUGAUCCCUGUAAAGAAUCGUGUGGAAUUUG